AUGGAGCCGAUCAAAGUACUUGGAAUUCACGGGCCCAACGCUGGCAAAGUUAUUCUCCUCUGUGAGGAGCUAGGUCUGCCAUAUGAGACCGAAGUCAUCCCACUUAACGAUGUCAAGAAUCCCAACUACGUCGCCAUCAACCCAAAUGGGCGCCUGCCGUCUAUCCAGGACCCAAACACAGACCUCACGCUGUGGGAGUCGGGCGCUAUUAUCGAGUACUUGACAGAGAAAUAUGAUACCGACUACAAGCUAAGCUUUACCACUGGCCAGGGACCGUACUACGGGCAGGCGAUGUGGUUUAUUAUAUAUCAACCGCUUCCCGAAGCGCGCGAACGCUACGUCAAGGAGGUUAAUCGCGUGACUGGAGUACUGGAGGGGCAUCUGGCAAAGCAAAAGCCCGACGCGGACGGCAACUCCUGGUUUCUAGGUGGCCGCCUCUCCUACCUGGACAUCGCCUUCUUUACGUGGCAGAACACAGCCGAGCCGCGAAUUCCGAAUGAAGAGUUCAACCAGGAUGACUACCCGCACGUCAAGAAGUGGCUUGACAACAUGCUCUCGCGACCGAGUGUGAAGAAGCUUCUGAAGCUCCAAGAAGCUAAAUAA
Messenger RNA from Trichoderma breve, 603 nucleotides. RefSeq lists its product as uncharacterized. Bases 1 to 603 code for a protein of 200 amino acids. The record is from RefSeq and is a predicted model, not a curated record. The transcript has 2 exons. NCBI's taxonomy places the organism in Eukaryota, Fungi, Ascomycota, Sordariomycetes, Hypocreales, Hypocreaceae.